UUCAAUACGUUGGGUUGGCUGAUUUUUGUAAAAAGAUACCAAAGGAUUGUCGGCGCACCUCUGCACAAAUCUCGAGAAGUAGCUGAGGCAUGACAGGCCGACAAAGCGACGCAGAGAGGCUUCGUGCCCGGAAACCAUUGCCGCCACCCUACCCAGCCUAUCUGGCGACUGCUGGUUCUCCGCUCAAGGCCAACGAAGAAUUGUAUAAGUCUAUACAAGCGAGCCCAAGGCAGCUGAUCGAUUCCUUUACGCUUCCAAUCCGGUCGGGGCGUGCUUGGCAGGCGCCGGCGAAGAGUAUCAUCCGUAUCAGCACUCCAGAGGGGCCCCAGGUUGGAGACUUGAACAUUUGGAACGCCCACAACGCUCGCGAGAGAUUCUGGGCAUCACGUACGAAACAACUUCAUUCUUCUCACGUGACGACGGGAGCCCGGCUUUGGUCCAAUCUGCCUUAUAUGCGGCCACUGGUGACUAUCAUUGGUGAUUCUCUAUCUUGGUAUGGCGUGGACGAGACGGGUGGUCGGUGCCACGACUUGUUGGGGACACGAUGUGACCCUUAUAUCAAUACCCUUCUGUCUGGCGCCGGGGCGUCGUAUGACUACCACUGUCAUUCCAACCUGACGCGGGCGGUGUUGCCCUUUGGCCUCAAUGAGUCCGACGUACAUGACGUGAUCAAUCUGUUUCAGGUCACGGGGCUCGAUGAUCAAGGCAGGUAUUUCAUGAACCCUUCGCCGGCGCGGGCAGGAGACUUCAUCGAGUUUUUCGCGGAGCAGGACUUAUUGUUGGCGUUGUCAACUUGUCCUGGGGGGGACCUGUCACAAUGGGGCUUUGGUAGCGACAACGAGAAAGAGAUGAUCAAAUGUUGCCGGCCGCUCAAGGUGGAGGUUUUCCAGCUCGAGGACGAGGAUGGAGUGCUGGGUGGAAGGUGGGAGCAGCCCGCAUGCCCCAGCUACAGAGGGCAGCACGGUAUGAAAAUUCCCGAGGGGGAGGUUAGAUAGGGACCGGGGUGGGUGUUGGGUCUCAUCGGCCAGCCAUCUCCUGUUGACCUGGGGUGGGGGGAAGGCUGGCGGACUGGCCAAAGACAACCUCGAGUGCCUGUUGCAAGAUAUCUAGGCCCUUUUUAAUCUCAUCUGCGGUGAUAGUCAGGGGUGGUACGAUUCUUAGGACGCCGUCGCCAGCAGUGAUUAUGAGCAAGCCUCGCUCUCUUGCCGCAGUAAUGACUUCAGUUGCUUUGGGUUUGGCCGAGUCGGUUAAUUGAUAACCAAUGAUAAGUCCUCGGCCACGGACUUCUGACAGGACGGUGGGAAAGGCGUGCUUCAUAAAUUUGAAUGCAUCAAAGAACAAGGAUGACUUGGCUUUGACUUGAUCUUGUAUGGUCGGGUCAGCCAGACGCUGAAAAACGUGAUGGGCGACGCGAGAAGCGAGAGGAUUGCCACCAAAGGUGGUACCGUGGUCACCAGUUUUGAUAAAGGGAGUGACGGUGCGGCCCGAGACCAAGGUUGCACCGAUUGGAACGCCAUUUCCAAGGGCUUUGGCCGUGGUCAGAAUAUCAGGAUGGACACCCGAGGCAGUAUGGGCCCAGAGUUGGCCGGAGCGUGAUAGACCGCACUGGAUCUCAUCAAAGAUGAGAAUGGCGCCGACUUCAUCACACCUUUGUCGAAGUGCGCGCAGGAAUUCAGUGCUGGCCACGUUGACGCCACCUUCGCCUUGAAUGGGUUCGACGAUGACGCCCGCAGUGUUCUGAUCGAUCAAACUCUGAACAGCAGAGACGUCGUUGAAGGUGCCAUAGCGAAAGCCGGGCAGCAUGGGGCCAAAGGGGGGCUGGUACUUUUUGUUCGGAGUGGCAGACAGAGAUCCAUAGGUUCGACCAUGGAAAGAGUUGUGGAAGGAUACAAUGUCUCGCUGGGUUGUGUGGGCAUCUUUUGCGUAGGUGACUUUUCGCGCGAAUUUGAUGGCGGCUUCAUUGGCUUCAGAACCCGAGUUUGAGACGAAGACUUGACUAAGUUCAGAACCAGGCGACUGCUUCUGGGUUUCUUCGAUGAGGAGCUUGGAGAGGGUGGGGGUCCAGGGAUUGUGAUAGAGAUUGGAGGCGUGGAUGAGCUGCUGCGACUGCUGUGCGAGGAUCCGUGCGACGCCGGGAUCUGAAUGGCCGAGAGACACGACGGCAAUACCAGCGGUGAAAUCAAGAUAUUCGCGGUUCUCGUUGUCGUACAAGAGACAGCCUUGACCUCGUACUAUCAUUGGAGGUGGGCGAACGUAGGUGGGGACCAUAUAGGGCGUGGUUUGAUGGAGGAAGGUGGCGGUUGGGGAGUCUUCUGAAGGAUCAGGGUUUGGCAAAGAUGCGUCUCGUUUGAUCUGGGUAGCAUUCUGUACAGGGAUAGAGGACGAGGUUGGGACAGCAGUGGCAGUGGCCGCAUAAGGUCGCCUGGCGAAUGGAACUGAUGGGAGAAGAGAGGAGCAUUUGGUACGAGGUAAGAGGUGAGUCAGAACCCUCGUUGGGCGAGAGCGAAGAGCCAUGGUGGAGGAGGGACGCCCGUAGGACGAGUGUGUGAGGGUGAGGGUGAGGAUGACAGUGAGGUUUUGAAGGUGUGAAAUACAAGAAGAAAUUGAGAAAUCGAGGAAGAAGAAAUCAAUACGAGUGAAAUCUCAACCGUCGCACUUUCCUCACGACCGCCGCGUAUUGAGUGGUAAUUGAGUGGUAAUGGUUAGAAUGAGGAAGGAGCAACCGGGGCUGGUUCCUGCGCGAUAAGAUAAAUUUUUUCACUUCAG
Molecule: messenger RNA, 2766 nt
Organism: Exophiala mesophila
Lineage: Eukaryota; Fungi; Ascomycota; Eurotiomycetes; Chaetothyriales; Herpotrichiellaceae
Exons: 2
Coding region: 90-995 (301 amino acids)
Source: RefSeq, a predicted model, not a curated record